Triticum urartu is the source of this 1302-nucleotide messenger RNA. The record is from RefSeq and is a predicted model, not a curated record. Lineage: Eukaryota; Viridiplantae; Streptophyta; Magnoliopsida; Poales; Poaceae.
GGCACCACCACCGCACCGCUGCCCACCCUUAGGGACGCCGGCGCCUUGCUCCUCCUCCUCCUCAGAGCACCAAGCCGGCGCCGGCGUCUUCCCCUUGCUCCAUUUCUUCUCCUCAAGUGGCCGACCCGCCGGCGUGUCCCCCCUGCACCCUCUGCUCUGCUCGCGUGCGGCACCAACACGACGCCGGCGUCUUCCUCCUCCGCCUCGCCUAGGAAGGAGUCGCGCGCCUCUCUCCAUCAUGUCGUCACCUCUCUCCGUCGUCGCCGGAUGCUUCUUGCUCCUCGCCGCAUCCGCCAUCCCCGGAUGCGUAUGCGUCAACGACGACUACAGCAUGCAGACCAUCGCGACGUCCCUCGGCGCGGACCGUGCUCUGGGGUGGGGCAACGACUCAUCCCCGUGCACCCACGGCUGGACCGGAGUUGUGUGCAAUGAGCGUGGGAGGGUGACGGCGAUCCGCGCGCGCAACGCCAGCCUGAACGGCACGCUGCCGGGGGAGAUUGCGUUGCCGUGGCUGAAGGAGCUGGACCUGCGGGACAACGCCAUCACCGGCCAGCUCCCCAGCACCGUCUUCCUCCGGCUGGACAACAACAACUUCACGUCCGUGGCCGUUGGGUUCUUGGCCGGCGCGAGAUCGCUGCAGGUUUUCACCAUCAGCAACAACUCGCAGCUUGAGGGUUGGGAUCUCCCAAACAAUCCUCACACGAUUGGCAACCUCCAAGACUACAUCGCCAACAACGCUAGCAUCACCGGGACGCUCUCGAGAUUCCUCGGCUCCAGCACGUUCGCCGCCCUCGGCAGUCUCUCUUUGGGGAACAAUCGGCUCACCGGCGAGGUUCCGACGACGUUCUCAAGCCGGACCCUCACCCACUUGGAUCUGAGUGCUAACUUCCUCUCGGGGCCAUUGAACUUCAUUGCGAAACUUCCGGAACUCGAAGAACUUCGACUCGACCGGAACAGCUUCACCGGGCCGUUACCUGACUUCAGCGGACUAUGGAGCCUCCAGGUGGUUACUCUUGCGCAUAACAAUCUCACUGGUGUUGUGCCAGCGACCCUAGUCCGACUCGAAGGUCUCUCUUCUGUCACACUAAGGAACAAUCUAUUCCAAGGGCCACUUCCAGUGUUCGCAGGAUCGGUGCAGACUGAUGUUGCUGAGGCGUCCCUCGAUAGGAGUUUCUGUCGUCCACAGCCCGGGCCAUGUGACAGCCAAGGUUGUCAGAAUCGUGAUUUUGAAUCGGAUCGGAGCUCCGAUGACAGGAUCGCAAAUCGUAGAAUCUUCACUAUCAGGAUCAUAGAAACGUAGAU